AUGGUCGCUAUCCAGCGUCUGGGCCCUGUCCUUCUGGCAGCAGGUGGCGCUGCGCGCGCUGUGCGGCCCAUGAUCCAGGACCUGUUCAUACAAAACCACGAACUUCAAACCCUUGGCGAAAAGUUCGUAAAGUCCAAUUAUUUUCUCGGUCAAGAACGCACCAAACUUAUUGAUAGCAAAGGUGACGAUUCCGGAUGGAGAAUGACCAUCGAAUGUCGCGAAAUAUUCGCAUCAACAUGUGAUGCCUUGCCAGGUGCCAGAGAAGCCCCAAAAAGCCAUUGCCCCAAGUACAGAACGAGGGCCUGCAAGGUGCACUCUCCCUGUGCUGCCCGAGACCUGGUGGAUGCCAAGUCGUACCGGGAUUGCAGUAUAGUAAUGGACGACCUGGGUUAUUGCCACACGCAGUGUUCCCAUACGACUCCUUGUUCGAACGAGACACCUUUCGAUCAAGCCUUGCCCCUCCUGGAAGGCGGCUCCUUGGCCACCCUGCACUUCACCGGCCCUACCAACAUGACGAACCAAAACCAGGAGUGCUCUGUGCCUAGAGGAACACAAUGGGCGGAUGCAGUGACGGAGAGCCUCCUAUCGAACUUCAAGUUCUAUGCCCAGCAUGCUGCUGCAACUUACUGCAAUACCAAGGACGGUAUUAACCAUAGAAUAGAGUGCGGCGGUAGUUGUCCUCUUAUCGAGGCUGCCGGUACGGAUAUCCAGUUGUAUUACGUGUUCAGUGGCACCGUAUUUGAUGUGAACGGAUAUGUAUCUGUCGAUCACCAGAGGAAAGAAAUCGUCAUAGCGUUUCGCGGCUCUUGGAGUGCCCGGAAUUGGAUCUGGAACUUUGUUGCCGCCUGGAGCGACUGCCCUUACGCCAGGGAAUGCAAAGUACACACGGGCUUCUAUACUACCUGGAGGGUUGUUAGUGAUGGAGUUACUAGCGUUGUGCAGCAGCUGAUGAAGAAGUUUGACGCGUAUAAAGUUGUCACUACCGGCCACUCUCUUGGCGGUGCCCUCGCAACCAUCGCCGCUGUCGAGCUCCGCUACUUCAACAAGAUAUCGGUAGACGCUUACACCUACGGCGCGCCGCGGAUUGGGAAUUCUAUAUUUGCCAACUUUGCCUCGGCGCAAACUGGGACAAUAUACCGCAUUACUCAUGGCGGCGAUUUUGUGCCCCGAUUGCCCCCUACUGGCACGCACUACGCCCACACAUCCCCAGAGUAUUGGAUCGACAACUCGAAAGGUCCUAUCGCCAAUCCCGGAGUUGCCGACAUCGUAAAGUGCACAGGCACCUUCAACAAUAAUUGCAAUGCAGGUGCCAAACUCGAGCAUUUCGUCCACUAUAAUUACUUCGGCCCUAUCGAUGGAUGCAAGCGUAUCGUCCCUUAUGCUAAAUGA
This is a messenger RNA of Drechmeria coniospora, 1389 nucleotides long. RefSeq lists its product as uncharacterized. The transcript has 3 exons. Bases 1 to 1389 code for a protein of 462 amino acids. Gene Ontology annotation, biological process: lipid metabolic process. The record is from RefSeq and is a predicted model, not a curated record. Lineage: Eukaryota; Fungi; Ascomycota; Sordariomycetes; Hypocreales; Ophiocordycipitaceae.